Colletotrichum chrysophilum is the source of this 585-nucleotide messenger RNA. RefSeq lists its product as uncharacterized. Lineage: Eukaryota; Fungi; Ascomycota; Sordariomycetes; Glomerellales; Glomerellaceae. The coding region runs from base 1 to 585 and encodes 194 amino acids. The record is from RefSeq and is a predicted model, not a curated record. The transcript is spliced from 2 exons.
AUGGAUCUCUCGAUUUUCUCGAAGAAAUAUUUCUCGAAAUAUUAUUUCGACCAACCUCAAGAUUUGGCACGCAUCCUCGACGAGAUUUCAACCGAGUCUCGCGCCAUCAGCAUGCGUCCCUUUCUCGAGAGGAUGGCGAAACAUCUGCUGCACCUUCUAGAGUUGGAUCCUACCUCAUUCGACGACCGUCGCUCAUUCUGGUUGGACCCCAACGCGACUAUGAUAUUUGAAAGCGACCCUGGCCGUUCGAUCGAGGACGGUUGGAAUAUGUUUGUUGGCAAAAAGGAAAUCCAGGAGUUCUUCAUUAAGCUUGAUGAAUCGAUCAGACGUCGGUUCGAAACCACACACCUCGAUUUCAUUCUGGUCGUCGCAGACCGAGGUCGCAUCACUUCUCUCUACAAGCGCCACAGGAAUAAUAAACACGGAUCGGACGAGGAUAUUGACCUUAUCCUUGUGAUUAUGGAUCUCAACGCGUCCAACAACAUUGAGCGCCUGCAGUAUCGUUAUCUGGAGGAGAGCGAGUGGGAAAGGUCAUCGGAAUCGAUGAAGAAGCGUGGUCUGAUUAUUCCGAAGCGGGAAGAAUGA